Messenger RNA from Acanthocheilonema viteae, 363 nucleotides. The record is from the annotation of a GenBank genome assembly. NCBI's taxonomy places the organism in Eukaryota, Metazoa, Nematoda, Chromadorea, Rhabditida, Onchocercidae.
AUGGACGAUGAUAGGAUGAAAAAUAUUGGAGAAAGAAAAAUGGGUGGUGGAGUAGAAAAUGCUCAGACUGAGAAAGCAAAGGAGGCUGCUGAGCGUGAGGAAAACAUGAAAAACGCCAUCCUUUCACAGGUUCUUGAUCAAAAUGCUAUGGCUCGCUUAAGCAAUUUGUCUGCAGCAAAACCUGAGAAGGCUAGGAUGGUGGAAAAUAUGAUCGUACAAAUGGCAAGGAGAGGACAAAUAGCAGGUAAAAUGAACGAUGAAACAUUAAGGCAGUUGCUGACUCGUUUCUCAGAAAAUACUCGACAAACAACAACUGUCAAGUUCGAUAGAAGACGAGCAGCGAUCGACUCCGAUUCCGAUUAA